Molecule: messenger RNA, 1689 nt
Organism: Anarrhichthys ocellatus (wolf-eel)
Lineage: Eukaryota; Metazoa; Chordata; Actinopteri; Perciformes; Anarhichadidae
Product: putative ferric-chelate reductase 1
Exons: 14
Coding region: 1-1689 (562 amino acids)
Cellular component (GO): membrane
Source: RefSeq, a predicted model, not a curated record
AUGGAACAUGUAGUGCUGCUGCUGGUGUGUGUUACUCCUCUGGCUCGGGGCUACAGCUCUGGUAAAGUUAUGGACAGCUGUGAAGACAUGCGACCCCACCACUCUGGGCUGAGACCACAGACAGCACCAGCGCCCUUCACCGUCACAACAGACCACAUCAGCUACAGAAUUGGAGAGGAGGUGAAAGUUCAGAUCCAGGCUCCAGCCUCCACACCAUUCAUUGGUUUCCUGUUACAGGCUAGAGAGGUAGGAGGUCGGUCUCCUGUGGGCUCCUUUACUCCGACAGCAGGGGCCACUCAGCUCCUCACCUGCAGCCAGAGACCUAACUCUGCUGUGUCCCACAGAUCAGAUUCCGUUCAGACCUCCAUUCAGGUGACAUGGAGAUCAGAAGCAUCAGGAGACAUUAAAUCUAUUCAGUUCCAUGCAUCCUUGGUGCAGAACUACAGGACGUUCUGGGUUGAUGUUACAACUCCUGCCAUUAACUUCACUAAUGACAAUAGUGGUGGAUCUACACGGCUCCCCACACCAACAACCACAAUAUAUCAACCUGCACCACCUGUUGGAAGUAUCACCAGUGCAGAUUGUGGUGUCACCAAGCUGUGUUUCAGUCAGCCUUCAAACUGUAACCCGACAGCCAAUGCUGAAUGUUUUUUCAUGUCAGCCAUGAUGUUGUCUCCAACUGCUGCAGCCAUCCGCUAUGAGAUGACAGGUCCAUCUGAUGGAUAUGUCUCUUUUGGAUUCUCAGAUGAUCAGAUCAUGGGAAACGAUGACAUUUAUAUUUGUGGCAUUGGCAGUGACGGCAUUGUGCGGUUACAGCAUGCCUUUUCAACAGGACAAAUGGCUCCACAAGCUAUUCCUCUGGGUAAUGUUUCUGAUGUGAGAGCGUCAGUGCUUGAUGGGGUUAUCAGCUGUUCCUUCACCUCCAUAAACAUCGUUUCUACUCAGAGGACCACUGGCUUUAACAAAACCUACUACAUCCUGUUUGCCCAUGGACCCAACAGCAAAGGACAAAUCCAGUUCCAUACAGGUACCUUCAUCAGCUCUGAGGAAGUAGACAUCUCCAGACCUCGGAUUGUCAGAAAAGCAGGUUGGCCUCAUAUCAUCAAAGCACAUGGGGCACUGACGCUGAUAGCCUGGAUGACCAUCGGAUCACUUGGAAUGAUGGUAGCCAGAUAUCUGAAAGGGGUGACCAAAAGACAGACCCUGUGCGGCAAAGAUGUCUGGUUUCUGGUCCACGUUGCAGUGAUGAGUGUGACAAUAGCAGCCACAAUCAUCGCCUUCAUCCUCUCCUUCUCAUACGUGAAAGCCUGGUCUGGGGGAGCCCAUCCUGUGUUAGGCUGCCUGGUUAUGAUCCUUUCGUUCCUCCAGCCCAUACUGGCUCUGCUGCGCUGUGGACCACAACAUCCACGACGGUUUCUGUUUAACUGGUCCCAUGCUUUAAUUGGAGUAUCUAUAAAAGCUUUAGCUGUUGCAGCCAUAUUAACAGGCCUGAAGUUGAUUGACAGCAGUCUGGACCAAUGGCUGAUGAAGGUGAUGGGUGGUUUGGUUGGCUGGGAAGCUGUGUUCUACAUUCUGUUGGAAGUCCAUUUAAAAUGGAAGAUAACAGUUGAUGUCCUGCUGAUGGCUUUGUUCUUUCUGGGACAUUUUGCCUUUUUGGUGACACUGUUGGUUGGAAUCGGGAAGUCAUAA